Molecule: messenger RNA, 1528 nt
Organism: Empidonax traillii (willow flycatcher)
Lineage: Eukaryota; Metazoa; Chordata; Aves; Passeriformes; Tyrannidae
Gene: ARL11
Product: ADP ribosylation factor like GTPase 11
Exons: 1
Coding region: 571-1176 (201 amino acids)
Biological process (GO): intracellular protein transport; vesicle-mediated transport
Cellular component (GO): cytoplasm
Molecular function (GO): GTP binding; GTPase activity
Source: RefSeq, a predicted model, not a curated record
UAACACAAGAUUGGCAGAAAAAUUGUCAGUUGGCUCAUUGCUCAAGAUGCUUUAAAUCCACACCCUUGAACUGUGAUUCAGCAAAUUCCCAGAGAACCCUGGUCUGAAACCCAGGUUCCUCCUUGUCCUGUCCUGCCGGGGGUGGAUUUCCCCUAGAGAAGCCAAUGAACAACAGCUCAUUUAUUUAUGUAUGUGGUGGGGAGGAAACUUGCUCCACCGUCUCCCCACCUCUUCCUGCAAAAUGUUAGCUCUCUUUUGCACCAAUCACUUCAGGUCGUGAAUGAAAAUGGAAUUGAGCGGCAGCGGGGCUGGAGUAUAGAAACUGCUGUUUUCAACAUCACUCCCUGGCUCUGCUCCACACCUCAUAAAUAAUACCUCUCACCUAAUUUUAGCUACAGAGAGAAGCAAAAGGAAUCUGCCUGUGUCUUUCUUCAGCAAUCCUAAGGUGCUCUGUCGGAGAGGCAGGACGGAGCACUCUGUCAUUAACUGACAUCAUCGAGGAAAUACGCUUGCUUUCUAUUUUUUUUUGGCUGCAUUUUUUUUGUUUGCCACAGUUGCAGCAGUAUCUUGAUGGGGAAGCUGAUCUCCAAAGGCUGGCAAAAAAGAGAUGCUCAAGUUGUCAUGCUGGGGCUCGACUUCGCUGGCAAAUCCACCCUUCUCUACAAACUGAAGAGUGGCCAGGCUGUGGAGACCUGCCCGACGGUGGGCUUCAACGUGGAGUCUCUGCAAACACCCUGUGGCAUGUCUUUCACCCUCUGGGAUGUUGGUGGACAAGACAGCCUGCGGGCAAGCUGGCCCGGCUACCUGGAGGACAUCAACACCCUCAUCUUUGUCAUAGACAGCACAGACAAGGCCAGGCUGUCCGAAGCGGUGGCAGCACUGGAGGAAGCCCUGAGCCACCCCAGCAUGGCUGGCAUCCCCGUCCUCCUCCUGGCCAACAAGCAGGAGGUGCCGGGAGCACUGGCUCCUGCUGAACUGGGGGAGAUGCUGCGGCGGGGGCGGCUGGCAGGGCACCGCUGGAUGCUCCGAGGGUGCAGCGCCCACACCGGCCAGGGCCUGCAAGAAGUCCUGGCCAUCCUGGGAGAGCUGCUGCGGGGCUCAGAGCCGAGCUCCCUAUCCCAAGAACAGCCCAUCGCAGGGCUGACGGAGAGGAGGGAAGCUCCAGAACAAACCUGAAACUCAAACAGACCCUACCCACUCAUCGCUGUUAGCGGCUUUGUCACAAAGGAUUUCAGCCUCCAGGCACCCUCUAAAAUGAGCUGUAGUUGGGACACACUGUGAAACACCCAGCUGCUCACCACUGAAACCCACCUGGAGAACCUCUGAGUAAAGCUCCCAUCAUGGACCAGGUUUGACCUCAUCUCUUGGACUCUCAUCACUGGCUGCAGCUUGUCCCUCUGUCACCGUGUUCUGCUCAUCCACCACACACUUGUGUCUGGAGCUUCAGCAGAGAUGCUUUUUGCCGGAGCAAUAUAAAUUAUAUAUAUAUAAAUUAUAACAGAGACGUGUACAAGGGACAGAAGAGGUU